Messenger RNA from Rhineura floridana, 5255 nucleotides. RefSeq names its product hormonally up-regulated Neu-associated kinase (gene HUNK). The coding region runs from base 16 to 2109 and encodes 697 amino acids. The transcript is spliced from 10 exons. Gene Ontology annotation, cellular component: cytoplasm. The record is from RefSeq and is a predicted model, not a curated record. Gene Ontology annotation, biological process: protein phosphorylation; intracellular signal transduction. Gene Ontology annotation, molecular function: ATP binding; protein serine/threonine kinase activity. NCBI's taxonomy places the organism in Eukaryota, Metazoa, Chordata, Lepidosauria, Squamata, Rhineuridae.
ACUAGCAGCAGCAGGAUGCCGGCAGCUGCUGGCGACGGGCUCCUGAGCGAGCCCCCAGCGGUGAGCUUCGGUGACGGCGGCGACGAACCCACGACACCUCCCCUCAGCCCGGAGGGGACUUUCCUGGCCGCCUGGGUCAACGUGGCAGCGUCCCGGGAGCGCCUCCGCGAGUUUCAACACACCAAGCGCGUCGGCAACUACCUGAUCGGAAGGAAGUUGGGCGAGGGCUCCUUCGCCAAAGUGCGGGAAGGGCUGCACGUUGUGACCGGAGAAAAGGUGGCAGUGAAAGUUAUUGAUAAGAAAAGAGCCAAAAAGGACACCUAUGUCACCAAGAAUCUGAGGCGGGAGGGACAGAUCCAGCAAAUGAUCCGACACCCUUACAUUGCUCAGCUGCUGGAUAUCUUGGAAACUGAAAACAGUUACUACCUUGUUAUGGAGCUAUGCCCAGGAGGCAACUUAAUGCACAAAAUCUAUGAGAAAAAGAGACUGGAAGAGCAUGAAGCACGUAAAUAUAUCCAGCAGCUUAUUUUAGCAGUUGAGCAUCUACAUCGUGCAGGGGUGGUUCACAGAGAUUUGAAGAUAGAAAAUCUCUUGCUUGAUGAAGACAACAAUAUCAAGCUUAUUGACUUUGGCUUGAGCAACUGUGCAAGUAUCUUGGGUUACUCUGAUCCAUUCAGCACACAGUGCGGUAGCCCCGCCUAUGCAGCACCAGAGCUUCUUGCAAGAAAAAAAUAUGGUCCCAAAAUAGAUGUUUGGUCCAUUGGUGUGAAUAUGUAUGCGAUGCUGACUGGGACACUGCCAUUUACUGUGGAACCAUUCAGUCUGAGAGCAUUGUACCAGAAAAUGGUAGACAAAGAAAUGAAUCCUUUCCCUACUCAGCUCUCCACAGCUGCUGUAAAUUUCCUACGGUCUCUGCUAGAGCCAGAUCCUGCAAAGAGGCCAAACAUCCAGCAAGCCUUAGCAAAUCGCUGGCUUAAUGAGAAUGGCAAUGCUCUGAAUAAUGUCACAUAUCCAAACAGAAUUCACAUAGAAGACAUCAGCCAAAGUGUGCUGCUCUACAUGACCGAAAAGCUUGGCUAUAAGAACAGUGAUGUGAUCAAUACUGUCCUCUCUAACAGGGCUUGCCACACUCUUGCCAUCUACAUCCUGCUUAAUAAGAAGCUAGAGCGCUAUUUGGCGGGCCUCAGAAAGGCAGACAUUCCUGAUAAUGUGUAUAUGAACCAUUUAUGUCGGAUAGAAAAGUACAAGUCAAACAAGGAUUCCUAUGAGGUCAAGGAACAAGAAACAAAAGAAGAACCUCUUCUUCACCCGCUUCUGAAGAAACCUGAGAAAAAUCCCCCUUCCUUCAAAGAACCACCCUCCUGCCUUAUGACACAGAUACAAAAUACAAAAGCUCUGCUGAAGGAUCGGAAAGCUAACCAGGGUGGUGCAUCAGAGAAAGAUUCUCCUAGUGGACUGAGCCCUUUCCAUGAAUCGGCAACAGCCAAGACGGGUUGUGUCACCUCCUAUUCUUUGGAAUAUCUUGAAAUCCAGCAACCUGUUCCAAGAACUCCAAGGCUCACGAAACGGCAAGAUUCACCUCAACAAGAACCCUCCAGCCCUGGCAGCCAGAAUUUGGAUUCUCCUUUAAUUCUGAACAUUGUACAUUCUUUUGAAACUGGUGACAGAGAAGACCAAAUAGACCAAAUUUCUCCCACACAUCAGUAUCGAAUGCUAAGCUCACCUGUAAAUUUUGGUCGGAGAAGUUCCAGUGAAAGGACAUUGUCUCCACUCUUCCAGCCAGGUGGAACUUCUCCCAGUCCUACUAAAAGUCCAGUUCAUCCCACUCAACUAUCCUUCACUUAUGAUGAAAAGAGCAGUUCUUUUAGAGAGGAAGCUGUGUCUCCAACCCAGCUAAAUAACAUCUCUACUCCUCUAGGGAGCCCUAACUGUGUGAAAAGCAGAGGUCGAUUCCCCAUGAUGGGUAUUGGACAGAUGAUGCGGAAAAGGAAUCAGUCCGUAGGAUCACCAACAGAGAAGACACUGGAAGCAAGAAUGCCUCAGUUGCAGCAAAUGAGCCCAACACAAAUUUCAUUCAAUAUAAUGGACCCUAUAAAUGGCCAGUGCUGAGGUGACUAUUCUGGAAGUCUAAAUAUGUGUUCUGCUGGUUUCUGGGACUUUUCCAUAAAUAUAGUGAAAAUUUACAAUCAUAAUGUUUUCUCUGUAUACGGUAGUUACCACAUCCAAUAAGAACAUCACAAGGCCACAUAUUUUAGUGGUCUUUGACUAGUGUGAUUGGCCUUUGCCAAAUAUUUCAAGUGAUGUAAAGACUUGCUUGGUUUUGAAGAGCUAUAUAAUGUUCCCAAAUAGAUACUUUUUGGCAGUGUCCUAAUAUUGCACAAACGUUUAUGUCAAUCACCGCUCCUAACAAUUUGAUCGAACAAUGAAAGCGGAAUUCGUUGGAUGGGCCCUCUAGUUCGAAAGCUAUGGCUGAUGGACUUGUCAGGCAAUAGUUAUUGCUGUUUCACAGGCACAAUCAUUGGUCAUACUACUGAAAGACAGGAAAAAUAUUAAGGACACAGAGUUUUUCCAUGUUUCUCAAGCAAAUGUGCUCUGUUAAUUCAUGGACAGGAUGAAGAAGAAACAGACCUGAAAGAACUUGGAGUAAAAGCACAAAAACUAGAACAAGACACUGAUAACUGAAGCAGUUUUUGCUGCCUAAUAAUUCCACAACUCCUAAAAUCAUUCAAUAUUUUUCCUAAAGAAAAUGUUCAUUUGUUAAGAGAUGCUAGUGGAAAGGGACAUCAUCAUCUCAGAACUAGUUUGGCCAUAAGGAAAUUUGUGUUCACACUCUUCUUCUCAUCAUGAGAUAGUAGUGCAUAUUUCUAAAUAUUGUGCUUAAAAAACUUGGACAUCUCUUCUUUGUAUAGUUGUACCAUUUCUGUGAAACUGCCUUUAGAAAAAAUGUACACUUGUCAGUUUUAGCAAAACAGUAUUGGACAUGCUUGAAAGUGUUGCUGAGAAACUCUGCACUGCAUUAAGAAGAGUUAUCAAAGGACAUGUCUGCUAGCUCCAGGGCCAUCUGCAAAUGGCAAAAAUGGUAAUGCAGUUGGUAUCAAAAAAUUAGUAGUGCUACAAACUGUGAUUAACUUCUUUAAAAGGCAAACAUGUUCUGUACUCUGCAGCUCUUUUUAUUUCAACAGUAAAGAAUAUGUCUGAAUGAGAAAAUAGGGGGAUUUUGUGCAAAUAAUUUGCUAUGAAUUUACAAGGUUUUAACCAAAGAGUAUUCUAUGGUUUUUGUGUAUAGGAUUGUUGAUCAUUAUUAACAUUAGACUAGCACAGUGGUAGAUUAUCACUAAUGAUUUACAUGCUCCCCCUCUUCGUUUGCAUACAUAAUAUCUAGAUGUUAAUGCCUUUUUAAAAGACAAAUCAUAAGAAGACUGGGAGGAAUUAUUUGAGGGUUUGUUUUUAAGGCAUUUGACAUCUUCAUUAGGAAAGAGAAAGAUCAGGUAAUCAUUUUUCUCAGCUGAGAUGCUAUUGAUACACACACAAUCUCAGUUCUCCUCCAAAUAUUUCUUAAAGGUUAGGACUGAAGAGCAGGAAUGGUCAAGAGCACCAGCAUUUCUUUGGCUGUAACCUUCUUGAAAUGGGAACCACAUGCUUGUAUAUGAGCACACCCAAGACAGAAGCAUGUUUAUCCAUCAGUUGUAAUGCUAUAUUAGAAAUAAAUAGGUACAUUCAUGAGAGCAGUUGUUAUCAAAGAUGGUGGUACCGUAAUCCAGUGACUGUACCAAAAACUCCCUUGCAUUUAAGGUCCAUGAAAUUGCAUUUCUACAAGUGUAACUGUGAAAUGGUACUAUACUCAACUCUAUGGACUGUGGCCCAACUCACACAUAAUGCCAUGGUUUACCAUGGUUUAUCACCUGCAAACACACAUGUGGGUUCCCAGAGAGAAUUUCAAAGCUGCUUUGUACUUCCUCCAGUCUUGCUGCUGCGAGCUAAGUUCAGGAUUUUUAAAGCUUCAGACAAACCUCUGAUCCUUUGCCAAGGUUUGUUUUAUAGCGUACUGUUCAUGUUUCUUCUGCAGGAAGACAAACCAGGAGCCUGGGUUCAAACAUAACACUGAGCCAAAGCAGCACGGAGAUCCCUGUGAGCAAAGUAGCAGUAAUCUUCUCUCUGGGAACCUCCUUGCUGGCUUAUUCUCAGUAAACUGUGGUUAGCCUUAAUUCACUUAAAGAGCAAAAGAAAUGGUAAAUCUGUUUCUGAAGCUAUAUCACUUAUUGGAAGUGGGGACUUUACAUGACUUAAUGAUCCUCUUUAUGACAAAAAAAAUCCCUUCACAUAAACAACUAGGUGGCAGGGAGAAGGGUAAAAGCAUAGACGUCUCCCUGACAUGCUGGGUUUCUACGUGGGCUGUGUGGAAGACCACUCCAUCCUAUAAGCCCAUGCACAGAAUCUGCAGUUUUACAGUCCAAAUAAAAUGUUAAUAUCUAGUCUGCUGUUUGUGAGAACUCUCUUAAAAAAUAGCGUGAGAGCAGGCUAGGCUCUAACAUUUCGUGGUGUGCUUGUGUUAAAUGAAUAUCGGCAUUGGCAUAGGCCUGAAUGGCUAGAAUUAUUUUAGAUUCCUGAGAGUGCAAGAACAAUACCCAUUUAUGUGUCAGAAUCAAUGUUUAGGCACCAAUCAUGUACAAGCAAGUUCAAGUCUAGAAAAUGGGGAAAUGCCAGAAUUCUUAGUCACCAUCACCCAUUUGCAGCUGCCUCAGAUUUCCUAGGUCUGCUGAACUUUGUCCAAAUAAGGGAUUUUCAGACUACAAACGCUCAUUUUAAAAGGUCAUGUUUUCGCGAGACUCCUACAUUAUGAACCUCUAAUAACCGUGCCAUUGGGUAAUUUUAUUUACAUCUUCACCCAUGUAGCAUCGCCCCCCCAAGCCAAACUGCAUUAUAAAUUUGAUCAUAUUUAAAACACUGCUUGUCAGUUCAAUAAUGUAAACUGGGGGUUCCCAAAUGGAAAUUUCAUUCUGGUGGUCUGUGGCAUGUCCACAUUAAAUAUUUAUCUUGAUUUUUAACUGUAUUUUUAUUGCAUCUUGUAUUUCUUACAUUGUAUUUUCUUUAUUACUGUUUGAAUUCUAUGGAAUGCAAAUUGCAAUACAAUAAAAUACAACAUAGGAAAUAAAAGAAGCAAUGAAAAUACACAGCAUCUAGUGCAGCGCAUUGCAAUUGCUAUAACAGGCAGAAAAAUGGUCUGCCAAGGUCAUCACCUUUUUAAAGUUUAGGAA